Staurois parvus is the source of this 324-nucleotide messenger RNA. The record is from the annotation of a GenBank genome assembly. NCBI's taxonomy places the organism in Eukaryota, Metazoa, Chordata, Amphibia, Anura, Ranidae.
AUGGGUCCCUGUACGGCCUCCCAUUGCUGCUGUCUCCAUCGCCACACUCUGCCAUGUGCCACUUUCAGGUCUCCUCACACUCCUGCUGGUUUCCAUUUUGUCAUAGGGUGCUGUAUGGCCUCCCAUUGCUGCUGCCUCCACCGCCACACUGUGGCUCCAAACACUGGUUUUGGCCCCGUGACUGGCCAAAUGAGUGAAGUGUGCGGUGAUUCUAAGAUCGACGGCACUCAUCUGCAUGUCAUACUGACUGACAGUAUUAUUUCUCUUCCCCAGCAGACUCCAAGGGCAUUUAAAUUAAAGGUACAGUGUUCUGCACUAAUAUUA